AUGGCAUCUCAAUUUGCAGCUCCACAACAAGAGGAGAUCUUCCAUGUUUAUGGUGGGAACGACUUUCAAUAUUCCAAUUUUGAAUACAAUCCCAACAACCACUACAAGGACGAACGAAAUGGGCGCGCUUCGGUGCCAAAUUAUAUGAAACCAACCCAAGCCAGUCGAAGAAGAGCCAAAAGUGCGGAUGCUCGUCCACAAUAUCGUAAUACCAGUAGUACUAGUAGUUCGAGUAAAUCAAGGGCCUUGGAACAGCAAAAGUCCUAUGAAGAUCGACUCUUAGAUGAAUUGCUAGAACAACAAUUUGAUCUCGAACACCAGCAGGACAUUGAUGUGCAACGAUUACCACCUCAGCAGCAAGCAACAACAACAACGACACAAACGACGACGACGUAUCAAGGACCACAAAUGCAACUUCCGACGCAGGAUGGCGAUCAUUUCAUGGAUCCGAACCUGGAGGAGCCAACGGAACGAAUACACUUUGAACGGGAAAUGCACAAUCCUUUCAGCAGUGGAGGCGCAAAGCGAUUGGAACAACCGCUCGACCGCCAAACUCCAAAGUAUUCAAAAGAAGAAACGGAGGAAGAAUUUUUCAAUCCUUUUGGGGGUGAAUGGAGUCCAGAAGAUGACAAGAGGCGAUGGGACAUGCCAUACGAACCAUCAUCAUCAACAUACCCUGCUCCCAACAACCCAGCCACCCAACAACAAAAAGUACAAGGAACAAGGUCCUUUCCAGACACAUCACCAACAUAUCCCACACCCACCAAUAGUAGCAGUCAAACACAAAGUGUGCACGGGACCAAAUCGUUUCCAUCGUCUAGUAGGAAAUCAUCGUCUACAGCCAGUAAAUCUCAAAAGUCACAACACACUGGGGGCGAUUGGAGAAGCACAGUGAUGAAGAGUACAAUGGUGCUAAAACCCAAAACAAAGGCAGUUAAGGAACAAGUUAAAGCCAUUACAAAUAAACUAUCCUCGGCAAUGUCUUCGGCAAGGUCUCGAUCUCAGAUUCCUACUUACUCAAAGAGCUCGCAGCCAAGAUCCAAAAGCCAACCUCCUCCCGCAAGAAAGAAUAGAGGCCAAUAUGUUGCAGAUUCGGGAAUCAUGAGAAGGCAACAACAGAACAAUAACCCGAUACCAACGACAAACGCAACACCAAGAAGCAAGGAUGAUUAUGGGAGUUUUGAUGUGGAAUAUGAUUUUUAUGGCGAUGGUUUUGCUCAAUCUAGAACCUUUUCACACGAUGGAUCGCAAUCGGAUCAUGGCUUUCGUGUGAUUCGACCGGAACGUCCAAGAAACCCACAAAUGCAAAUCAAACCGGACGCUGUGGCUCCCAGCUAUACUAGCAAACGCCCGGCACCUGUUUCGUAUUCGCAGUAUCUAGCCACUAGCAAGAUUCCAAGCACCAAAGGAGGUGCUUUCUCAAAAGUAUCGCCAACCUCCGUCAUGGAUAGUAUCCAAAAUAAUUCCAAUGUCCACUGGAGCAAUAGAUUGGAACCAGCAUCUACACCUCGAACAAUAGAGGAUAAUCCCCAAUCUAUUCUACGAAAGAGAUACCCAGGCAGUAUUAAUGAUCAUGACUAUCUCAUAGAACCAACGCCUGUGGACUUUCGAGAUGGAAGCGGAAUGUCCCUUUCUCCUAUCGAAAACCGAACAAGUCCCGCCCAACCCCAGCAUCAAAACAUGCGAACAGCACAGCCAGCCAAAAGUGCGGAUGAGUCGGACUUGAUGUCUAUUGCCUACAGCGAAUUCAUCGAAUCGGUAGCCGCAGUAGUCAUUCAGACAACUGUUCGAAGGUUCUUGGCUAAGCUACUUGUCGACAAACUACGAGUGCAAGUUGCAGCGGCACGAAAGUAUCGAUACAACCGAAAACGAAUUGAAGGGAAGACAAUAACACCAAGACCUGUCAAGGUUCCUAGUGUUCAAAGAACCAGCGUUCAAAGCAGAAGUCGAAAUCGAGUGCAACAACUGCAACAAGAAGAAGAAUCCAUGGCCAAUACGGGAAUGGAGUAUCAACUAUUUGUAUUUGCGGCAAUACGUAUCCAAUCAGUCUUUCGAGGUUGGUUUGUACGAGAUAUCAUCAAGAUCGAGCACUAUUGCGCAACCAUCAUCCAGAAGAAUGCCAGAGGUCUCGUCUACCGAAAUCAAUACCAAUAUGACCUGUUCCGAAUCAUCAUGGCGCAGUCUGUGGUCAGACGAUUUCUUGUAUGCCGAGAUCUGUAUGUUGUAGCACCAGAUCCAGAAGUGCGACGAGUACUUGAUUUUGCUGCGGCCAUGAUUCAAGCUCGCUGGCGAGGCUUUGUGGCAGAGAUGAGAUACUUUCAAAAUUAUCGAGAUGUUCUCCUUGUGCAAAGUGUCGUUCGGCGUUGGCUUGCAAUUCGGUUGGUCAGGGCGAUUCAAUCGUUGGACCAACACCAGCAGAAAAAGUCGACUGGCAACAAUCGAUUUGGGAAGUACGGAGCCAGACACAGCUUGGGAAAUGUCCGUGUCCAUGCACACGAACCAGUACCAGUAGUACCAGUACAGCCAAAAUCCACAGGCACACACACAUCAUCCAAGUGGUCCAAUACACGUAACGUGCCGUGGCAACAGCCGUCCUCCUCUUCCAAUACCACCAUCACUCAUUCCGCAUCAACGGAAGAGCGAGGGUCUACCACCAGUCAAGCAAAGCAUGAUGUACCGACUGGAAUGGGCAGCAUUGCCAAGCGUCGAGCAAUGUUCGAGUCAAAGCGACUAAAUACUGUCCAACAAGAGGAUGCGAGUAAAGAAAAAGCGGCAGCCGCAAAGGCAGAGUUGAAGGCCAUGCAACGAAAGGUUGGAGUGAGACCCAGCCCUGGAACACAAAGUAUUAGUAGCCACCCACAACGAGCGAAAUCCAUGUCGGGAAGAAUUCAGAAUCCGCUAAGCAAGAAGAACUGGGGCCCGGACUUUCGUCCCAACACGAAAGUAGUAGGAAGAGUCUCUACGUUUGAAUCAUCAUCAGGUUCUGUCGUUGCUUCUGAUGUCGAAACAGAAGUACAAAGUAAUCGAACUAGCACUUCCCGUCUUUUGCAAGGAUGGCGCGAUCGAGAAAAAAGCAACAGCUUUGAUCAACGAAAUUCCUUCGAUAUGACAUCGGAACGAGCCACAACCACGGCGACGGAAUACCAUGGUAGAAGCAGCAAUACUAGACUGUCUACAGGUACCAUUGGUCUUUCGAAAUACCUUGGUGGCAAAACCGAACAUCAGGAGGCAGUUGCACCUUUAUCGCAUGGAGGUGGAAUGGUCCAUCGUCCUCCUAAUCCCUCCCAUGAGCAAUGUUCAAAUCCAAAUUCAGAUCCAGAACCCUCAUUCCAGGAUAUUAUGCGAUCCAAGAGAAGUCCCAAAGAGUCUAUUCGAAUCCAACAGAUCGAAGAGGUUUUCAUCAAGGUUGGAUUGAUGCGCCCUGUCAAUAGGCCUCUAUUGAAUGCAAAUGUUGGCCAGCCACAACCAUCCAAGGUAGAAAGGACUUAUCUCUCCUCUCCGCUUCGAAAAGUAAACAAUACAAAGGUGGAACAGAGUCCUAGCGGUACCCAAGCCAUGAAGAAUCAGUUACCAUGGAGGGUUCAACCAAGUCGCAGUCUUGAUUCGUCCUCACCAAAGACCGAGCGAAAGCUGUUUCAUGACGAGCCCGACAGUGGCAAUGACAAUGGCAACUCGAGCAACGAACAAGCUCAAUCACAAGCAGCUCUCAAGAUUUGGAGAAACGCUAGACAGCCCCCUCAUGCCAACAGCAACAGCAACAGCAAUAGUAGCCGAGCACAGCAGCUUCCACCUAGACAACAACAACAACAAUCGUCGGGAGUGGAACGUAGGAGUCUUGGUGGUGUUGGUGUCGGCGCAAAUCCAAGUCCAGUCAAUGAACGCAGCAAAAACCUGCUAAAUUCGCUUGGAAUCAACACAUCAUAUACAAGCGAAGUUAGCACGGACGUUUCGGAUAUGGAGAAUAGCCCUUCUCCAGCGUUCCUGAGACGGUUCCAAAAGGUGACACCAGAUUCGCCAGUUCCAAAAACAAAUCUGUUUGGCGCACCAGAAGUGCAGUCACAGAACAAGGUUGUUUCUACUGUGAAUCAGAAUCACCCACAAAGGCCUGUAUUCUCGCAAUUCCAGAUUCAAAAGCAAGCAGAACGCAGCCAAGAAGAUCAAAUCAAGAUUGAUGCCAUGCAUGCUGUCUUUGAGAAAGUCGGCUUGAUGAAAAGUGUUGCAUCAAUAUAUUUAUAUACUGUAGUGGACAAUGAAUGA
Molecule: messenger RNA, 4257 nt
Organism: Cylindrotheca closterium
Lineage: Eukaryota; Bacillariophyta; Bacillariophyceae; Bacillariales; Bacillariaceae
Source: the annotation of a GenBank genome assembly